UCAGUGUAUUUUUAGUGAGACGGCAUGUGUAACGUGCUAUUCGUAAAUGUCAAAAGUGAUCUCUGUUCGCCAGUUUUAGGCCGCAACCAUGUUCUGUGUUAGGCUUUGGAACGACAAAGCGCAGUAUUCGAUGCUGCUUGACCUGGAAGAAGACAUGUUCUCGUGCGGUGGUGAGGUCCGCGGAGGCAGGACACCGCCUCCCUCACUCGGUCCCCCGCCGGACUCUUUGUCCCCGGUGCAGCUCAGGAGAAGACACGUAGUAGCUGCCAUCAUUCACAGCGAGAACUCCUACGUGGCAACUUUGCAGAGGCUGAUCAAUGACUAUAAGAAGCCCCUGGAGGAAAGCAGCCCGGCGAUACUGAACGCGGGCAAGAUCCAGACUCUGUUCCACCGGCUGCCAGACAUUCUGCAGUGCCACCUGCACUUCCGGACUGCUCUCUCGGACUGCGCGCGCACGUGGGACCGCGAUGAAAAAAUUGGCGAGGUCUUCCUAAACGCGUUCUCGAAGGCAGUAGUGCUGGACGUGUACUCGGACUUCAUCAACAACUUCUCGGUGGCGAUGGAGCUGGCCAAGAUGGAGUCCAAACGCAAGUCGGCGCUGGCUGACUUCUUCAAGGUGAAGCAGAUCAGCGCACACGACCGGCUCUCGUUCUUCGGGCUGAUGGUGAAGCCGGUGCAACGGUUCCCGCAGUUCAUUAUGUUUUUGCAGGAUCUGUUGAAACACACGCCGCCGGGUCACUUGGACCGCGUUGCGUUGCAACGUGCCCUCACGCGACUCGAGGCGAUGGCGGACGCGCUCAACGAGCGGAAACGAGACGCCGAACGUACACAGGCAUUUCGUGCGGCGUUGCGACGUUUGACUCGUGGGGGCGUGACAGCAGGCGGGGCUGUAGGGGCGGGAGGAGCCUCCCGGUUCGGCGCCGCCCGACUGCUGGCCUCACGCGCUGACAAGCGACAUCUGUUGAGACAAGAUGACCUCAUACAACUGGAGUUCAACCAAUCGGGAGCGCUGUCGAAAUGCAAGCCAAGGCGCUUGCUGUUGCUGAAUGACCUGGUGGUGUGUGUGUCAGUGGGUGCAGGGGGCGAGGAGGCGGAGCGACUCGGGCUCAAGUGGGCACAUCCCGUACAGGACGUCGACGUUCUGGACACAGGGACUUCGCCCACGCUCAGCAGGGUGCUCGCUCAGGGCAUGAAUCGGAGCGGUAGUCUCCGCUCCACCUCCAGCAGCACGACUGGUGACUCCCUCUGCAGCGAGAUGUCGGCGCUGAUGCAGGACUACGAGACUGUGUCCCGCAUGGCAGACCUGGCCGCCUCACUCCAUACACCUUACCAACAGCUCACGCCUGAAGUCUUCAGAACACUGCUGCAGAGCAUACAGCAAAGUAUACAGAAAAAAGACGACGAAAUGGCGUGGGUGGACUCUUGUUGCCUCCAGCUGACGAUCCGCGGACGAGACGAGCCGCUCACGUUCCGCGCCAACGAGCCGACAGCGAGACGCGCCUGGGCCACCGAGCUCCGCCUGGCUCAGCUGGCGCAGGCGAGGGCCAACUGUCCGGCCUGGCGACUGCCGGCCACCACGCCGCCGCCGCACAACAUGCCGCUCUACGUCACGGCCGCACCCGUGCACUGCUCGAACACGCUCACCGAGGUUCGUUGCGGGUGUUUCUACACGACGAGCGGGUGCACGCGCGCAGGUGGCACGCGGCGUCGCGCACGCUCCGUGCUGUGGGUGAGCUCCAACGGCGCGGCCGGCAGCCACGUGGCCGUGCUCACGCACAGAGCCGCCUCGCUCAAGACGCUUGUAACGCUGGACCUGCCUGACAUUAGGGUAACCUCGAUAGAACAUGCUAGAGGAGUUCGACAAGUGACCACACUGUGUGGAGACACAGUAUGGCUCGGCACUGAAGACAAGAAAAUUAUCAUAUUCUCUGGUAUCGAGCCAGAGAAGCAAGAGAAAUUGACCGAGGUACCCACUGUGGCAGCUGUCACUCAAAUCAAGUAUCAUUGUGACUCUAUGUUCGUAGGCCUUUCCAACGGAAGAGUCUCCGUAUUUAGAAGAAAUCAUGACGACUCCUGGGCCUUACAGGAACCUUUGGCUAUUGAAUUAGGAGACAAACCCAUUCAUUGUAUUCUUCCAGUGGAUGGAAUAAUAUACGCGGCUUGCGCGAAACGGGUCUUCGCAAUAAACGCACUGACAGCUGAAAUAAUGCGCAUUUUGGAACUUAAGGGGGAAGACGACAGAAUAGUCAAAUACUUAGCCCACUCCGGCGUAGGUCUCUGGGCAGCAUUCUCUGAUUCAACAUUUGUAAGCCUGUAUCACACAGAGACAUUGGAGCAUUUACAGAACAUCGACAUUGCUGCUGAUGUUGCCAAAACAAUUGGAGCCAGGGAGGGCAGUAAACCAGCACAUAUUUCAGCUUUACUAGCUGUUCAGGGUUUGUUAUGGGUUGGUACAACAGCUGGGGUCAGUGUGACCGUUCCGCUGCCCAAAUUAGAAGGAUUGCCUCUUAUAGGUGGACACAUUGCUGUGUCCUAUCAUGCUCACGCCGGCCCAGUCACCUUUCUUCUACCCCUGAAUCCAGAUUCCAAAGACGUUGACGUUAAUGUUGUCCGGAGAAAUUUAUCGAACGCACGAGCUUUGGCUGAAUCCGGCCAAGAAUUUAAGGAGGAAGAUGGCAAAGACGAUGAAAAACACAAGCUAGAACGAAGGAUAUCUGAGGAGCUGUCUCCGUAUCGACCACAACGGGUUCAAUCUGCUGUCAUCAGAAGGAAGAAACCAGGCGACGUGCGCUUGAGUAAGACGCUUCCAAAGUGCGCUAAUCUCAACGCGUGUGAUGUCUAUGGACUGUUCGGUGACCUAAUGUUUGUGAAAGACUGUGUCGGUGAAGCUGAUGUGAAUGGAUCCGGUGGUGAGACACUUCGGAGGAGUGAUCCUGAGCUGGCUGCUAUUCCAUUUCGUGUGAGCACUCUCGACCGACGACUACGAAUGAGAGCUGGAAGGCCAAGAAGUUUAGAUCUAUCCAGCUGGUCCGUGGAUUCAAGAGCUUCCAGUCUUUGCACGUCAUCAGGGAGUGAAGAAUCUAUGGCAUUACGAGGAGUGUCCAGAACUAGUUCAGGCGCAUCUGGAGCAGCAAGCUUAGCGCCAUUGGGCGCUUCAACGCCUGAUUCCUCAUCGGGAAAAUCUAGUGCUUCCGAGCGCUCCAUUCCCAGACCUGACUCAGCUAAUGCUCCCACUUCUGAUUGCCGCCCAGCCAAUAAGAAUGCAGCCAGAAGUUUGCGUGGUGCUGAUUACAUAGUAGGUGACAGCUCUUCACGGAGAUCGAUACUUACCAUAAUGGGAGGUCGGGGCUAUGUGGACUGGAGACAGACUGCAGAAGCAUCAGAAAGGCCAGUACCUGCCGCUGAUCCAAAUCCCAAAGACGCUCACCUCAUUCUGUGGGAAACUCGACUAUAACUCCCCACUUUCUGUAUUUAUGUGUCAUAUUGUGUAAAUAACGUGUAAUUAUGUACAUUACUAUUCUAAACGGUGUCUAAUAGUGUAAUAUAGUCAAUAGAAACAAUUCUCUCAUUAAAUGCUUAGUAUAAGACGUCUGGUGUAAAAUACUGGCCAGAUUAUUAUUAAAGUAUAUUGUGAUAAGCUUCAAAAUAUUUUUGGAUCACAAAGCUUUACUUGACGGCCAAUAGUAAAUUGGAUGUAGUAAUUAAUAUGCGCAGGUGCAUUAUUUUGGUGAUUUUUAUAUGUCUUUUAAUAUAUAGAAGCAUUUGGCGUUAUACUAUAUGUUGUACAUAAUAUGUGACCCUUUGCAUUUCUUUCGGAAUAAUAAACUAUUUCAUUUCUCGAAGUGUAUAAAAUCGCCAUAUUAAUUUAGAAUAUUUUUUAUAUAUUUUUGUUGAAAAUUUAUUGUAAAUUACCUGUUAAAUUAACGUAAUUAUUUUUAAGGUUCGACUGGUUUCAUGAAUAGUUUUAUGCAGGCAUUUUUAGAUUGGAUGUUUUGAUAUUUUUAAAUUUCCAAUUUCAAAGCAUCUACACAUCUUUAUAUUAUAUUGACCACUAUACAUUUACAGUGUAUGUAUGUAUUUAUUAAAAAUUAGUAUUUUUUUUAAAUGCCUGUUUAAAAUUAUUUUGUGAUAAUCAUGAUAAAACUAACGAAACUUAGUGGCCUUAAUAUGUUGCUGAACUGUUCCAUUGCGAUGACGGCAUUCAGAUAAGCUUUACAUAUAAGACUCUUAUGUCGCUCUAAGAAUUAGACUGAUUCGUAUUAAGUGUUUAAAUUUCGUAUAAUUCCUAGUUUAUAUUCUUUCACAUCAAAUGCAACUUAACUCAUGAAUUAAUUGUGGUUUUGUUCUUUAUAUUUAUUUAUUAUCAAUUUUUCAUCAAAUUAUUGCAUUUACUUAUUGUUCUAAAUGCCGGAAACCAUUAUAUGACUUUUCAGUUGUGUUAAUGUGUACUGAUAGUAAAUAUUAUAUUGGAAAUUUAAAAAUGAAUAGUUGAUUCAAGUGAUUACAAUCCACACAAUGGACCCAUGAAAGUUCCAUUUGAUCUGAGCGAGUAGUUGUGAGAUAGAUCGAUUAUAACAUAGUGUGACAGCACAAACUCAAACAGUUUACUUCACAAAGUGACAGCAUUGUUGAUUUAGCUUAAGCCGAACAAAUAGGAUAGAAUUGUUACUAACGUUGUAUAUGCUACUGUUGUCAGUACCGCAUCUUUUACCUUUUACCAUACAUUGUGUGAUUUGGCAUUAUUUUUCAAGGAUUUUUAUAACAGAGUGACACAGCUCAAUAGACUAUAAUUCCAAUAAAAUUAAAAUUGCGUGCGUACAGAGUACACAUGUCAGAAGUGAAACCUGCAUUGUCCAUGAACCUCUAUACUGCGUAUGAAGUCCUGGUACAUGUUGCUAAGAUGACUCAUGAUUUUAACCGCUAUGAAAGACAUUACUAACACCUCUACUAUAUUUAUGUUCUCCUGGUGUCGCCAGUAUUACGUCACAAUAUAUUAAGGUAUACUCCCGUCAUACAUAAGACAAUCUCUUCUACAACUAUGACCGCCUGGUACCAAAACACUAUUAUUCCUCCUAUCACAUUCUCUCCCACGUUAAAUCUUAUGAAUCUAUGUGUCUGUCUCUUUUUACUGUCGCGCUUUUUCGUUUCAUUUACUUUCAAAUCACAACGGUGUUGAAUGAAGUAGUUUUCACUUCAAAAAUUGUUUAAUAGCAUUAAAUCACAGUAUCUUUGGAGAUUAAACAUAUUUCACUAUAUAAAUACUGUAUAGUCAUUUGGGCUGUGUAAUCCUUAUCUCUCGUUUUCGAAAUGAACUCACCCUAACUUGUUUUUGGAAGUUGAACGUUAUUGUUUAAAUGAUUCAUUAGUAUGUACAUGGUUGUGUUAUAUUUUAAAAUGUUUCAUAUUACCUUAAUACGUUGUUGAAUUAAUAUUAGUUUAAUUCUCUUGAUCUACAUAUUUCGUUGUUUAAAAUGAAUUUGUAAUAAAAAAAUAAUAUCUUUAAUCUUCAAUUUAUCAAUCAUGUAGUUUUGUAAUGUUUCGGUAUAAUCCAGUGUUAAAAUGUAUAUACAAACAAUCCCAUCAUAAAUAUAAUAUUAAAAUAUCAGAUUGUUCUCCACAGUUUUUGUUGUCCAGGAUACCAAUGAAAGUUUUUAAAAAUUGCCAGUUUUUUUAUUUAAAAUUAAAAGCAAAUUACUAGGGUGUUUUAAUUUUGACUGUCUAGAUAUAUCUAGAAGCCAGUGAUAAAUUUAACUCAACAAGCCAUACUUUCAAAACGUGUAUAAAGUAUUUUGUUUUUACAAAUAAUCGUAAAAUGGAAUGUAUUGUAAAUAAUAUUUACAUUGAUCGGUUCUUAUUGGAAAUAUUACGUUUGCCUGUAUUUUGUCUUUGGUUUGCAUUGUAUAUUAUUAAUUGUUUAAUGAAAUUAUAUUGAAUCAAGAGCGAUUUUCUACUCACAAACCUGUGUGCUUUCCACCAUCAAAAAUGUACCUAUACAGGAUGUGUUAAGUGUGACCAGGAGAUUAUUCUGUAACUAUUUCACUUAAACACUUCCAUACAGUUAGUAAUAUCAACAUUUUGAACACUUCUCGUUUGAAAGUCCUUUUGAUAUUAGUCUAAAGUUUUUUGAUAUCUGUUAUAGUUAAGGAAUAAACGCCUGGUAACACUUAUCGAUUACAACCUGUAUAUAGCUUAUAUGUCUUCAAACUGUAAAAAUUCAAUCAAAACCGGUUUAUAAGUUUUAUUUUUCAAUAAUUAUGGUAGUAAAAUGUAUAUUAAUAAUUAAAUGUUCGCUUCCUGACUUUGUUCGCUUCAAGAUAGUAAACUUGGGUAUCUACUACUGUACCUAGUGAUUGUAUAGGUCAGUUAACUAAAGCUGUUAACCAAACAUACAUAUUUCCUUGUAUAGUACAUGACAAUAUCCAGAAGCGGUAGCCCUGCAUAUGCAUCAUGAAAAACCGACCCAUAUCUCUCGCACGAAGCCAAGCUUUCAUGCGUGACAGAGAUAUUAUUGAAUUAAAUUUGUAACCAAAAUUUACGAACGAUGCGGGACUCGAACCGGUGACCUCUCGCGUUUUGUCCGAGCUCUCUUCCACUGACCUGAACCGUUCUUGGUGGCAUAUGAUUCGUAAUUCAUGGUAUGUCUUGUUCAACUUUCAAGUUGUGGCUCCAUCUACAGGAUCUUAACCUGCUUACACCUGGAGCCACAACCUGAGUGUUGCCAAAACAUACCAAGAUUUACGGACCAUACGUCACUCGAACGGUUGGCUAAGUGGAAGAGCCCUUGGACGGAGUCCGAGAGGUCGCUGGUUCGACUUCUGCAUUGUUCGUAAAUUUGGGUUGCAAAUUUAAUUGAAUUAAUCCAAGAAUAAAAAUACUUAAAUUGUUAAGAUAUUAUUGCUUUUUUCACAACUGUUUCCAACUUGACGUUUUUUGAAGUGAAUUAUGAACACAACGUACGUUACCUCAAGUACGACUCGCUUUGGUAAACUUUUGAGUUAUUAAUCGCAUUUGUUUUUUGAAUCCGAGCCUAUCUGUACGUUCUUAAAUAAUUAAAAAGCUCCAUGACACAGUGAUUUAUUAUAAUAUAUUGUUAAAUUACAUUUUUCCAACGAAUCUAAAAAAUAUUAUAUACAAAGGUAGUUUUUGUUGAAUAUCUGUGUGUUAAGAUAAUUUCUUGCAAGACUUGUGAUGUUUUUAUAAAAUAAAAAGACAAAUAUAAUUGAUUGGUCUCGAAUAUUGAGCCACCUUUGCUUAUGCAAUGUUGUCCGUCACAAAAUGUAUGUACUAUGGUGUAAAUAAAUUAUAAGUUAUAUGUAUACACCUGUA
Messenger RNA from Leptidea sinapis, 7326 nucleotides. Its product is annotated as rho guanine nucleotide exchange factor 10-like protein. Gene Ontology annotation, molecular function: guanyl-nucleotide exchange factor activity. Gene Ontology annotation, biological process: actin cytoskeleton organization; positive regulation of stress fiber assembly. The record is from RefSeq and is a predicted model, not a curated record. Lineage: Eukaryota; Metazoa; Arthropoda; Insecta; Lepidoptera; Pieridae. Bases 89 to 3454 code for a protein of 1121 amino acids. The transcript has 11 exons.